GUUGCUUAUCUUAUCUGUACUGUGCGCUAGUAUGAAUUUAAGUUGUCGUUCGCAGUAAAAUUACCAUUUAAGACUCGAGUGUUUUGUGGUUCUUAAAAACUCGUCGUGUUCAACUUAAAAGUUGAUGAAUGCAUUAGGAGGUUACUAAUACGGUCAGUCGUAUGUGAAAAAUUGUGUUAUGCAUAGUUAUUAAACGUUUAAGUGUUUCAAAAAAACCUACAUAACUAUACAUUUUUUACCAUAAAAUACCUGUCAUGGAUCGUAAUAAUUCAAAACCCGUACCGAGGGUAAGCACACCACCACCGCCGUAUGACGAAGGCCCAGGAAUUUAUCCAGGAAGUUUGAUGUACUCUAAUGAUCACCUGACGCAACAGCAACAUUUUACACCCGAGUUUAUAAUAAUAGAAUCAACUUUGGGUCCAAAACCAGUCCAUAUGUUUUGUCCGACGUGCCACAAUUAUAUAAUUACAGAAACCGAUGAAUCGCCGUCAAACGAAGCAUUCUUAUGUUGCAUGCUAAUAUUUAUUGUAGGGUGUACAUUAUGUUCAUGUCUACCGUUCUUUAUUAAAUCCUUCCAACAAGUUGACCACAGAUGUCCUCAGUGUGCGUCUUUCUUAGGAACGUAUAAGCCAUAAAAAUGACGAUACAUAUUAAAUGUAUGAACUAUGGUUAAUAACUCAACAUACAGCUAUUUCAAACAUAUUGAUAAUUUUUUGGUUCUAUCCCAACUUUCAAGUGUAUAGAACUUUAAGGUGUACAAUUAUUAGUUGCUUAUGGUAUUUGAAAAUUGAAAUAGAGAUGUUUAAAAUUAAAAAAAA
This is a messenger RNA of Myzus persicae (green peach aphid), 818 nucleotides long. Its product is annotated as lipopolysaccharide-induced tumor necrosis factor-alpha factor-like. The record is from RefSeq and is a predicted model, not a curated record. The transcript is spliced from 3 exons. Bases 255 to 635 code for a protein of 126 amino acids. Lineage: Eukaryota; Metazoa; Arthropoda; Insecta; Hemiptera; Aphididae. Gene Ontology annotation, molecular function: zinc ion binding.